UUUUCCCCUGUAAUUUCAACAAAUCAUUCAUUAUGCCUAGCAGGUGCGUUGCAGUAGGCUGUAGCAAUACAACAAAAGAAGGAGUCAGCCUGCACACAUUUCCAAGAAACAAGAAGAUGAGGAAAGUAUGGACCGCUCAGAUCAAAUUGACUCGCGCAGAAUGGGACGGACCCAGCGAGAGGAGCGUCGUUUGCAGCGAUCAUUUUCAUGACUCGGACUUCGAAGAUGAAGGCCUUUGGUUGGAGUUUGGAAUGAAAAGAUCGAAAAAACUCAAACCAAAUGCAAUCCCGAAAAUCAAGAGCAUUUUUGAGGGGAGAGAGACUGAGUUAGAAAGUGCAGACAAGAGAAAGAAGAGCAGACAAGACGCGCGGAAACCACGGAAUAAGAAGGUAUGGCUGGCGGCGUUACGAGAGACGGACAAACAAGAUCUGGCUGAGCCACACCUGAUCUGUGAGGAGCACUUCCUGCCUGAAGACAUCUCUGUCAAGGGGGUGAGCAACGACGCAAUUCCCAUCAUGCCGCCCUACCUGGAUGGACCGCUAGGCAUCAUCAACCCCUGGGGAGUCGAGUCGUCCGAGGAAGAGGACCAGUGGGGCCCUGUUAGCUGCGAAGAGGAGGAGGAUGAAGAGGAAGGUCGGGAUGAAGCAGCUCAGGUGGGACCUCCUCCUACACCACCGCCACCUCAGAAGGCGCCGAGUCAGACUUUUCACGUUACUUCAGAGGCCAAGACAUCGAGUGUGGACCUACCGUCCAAAGAGAAGACUCCAACAACAAAGCAGUCAAGCGGACACGACACGUCCCUUUUCCUGCUGACUCAACGUUUCCUGCAGCUCUUGCUGGUGGCUCCAGACGGCUGUCUGGACCUCCAUCAGGUGGCCAGCAGCCUGCAGACCCGCAAGUGUCACAUCUAUGACAUCAUCAGCGUCCUGGAGGGCGUCCGCGUGGUCCAGAGGACUGCCAGAAGGGUCCAGUGGAUAGGACAUAGUCCAGUCUCCAAGUUUCUGUGGAAGGACAAGAAAACUUUCCAGAAGGAACUAGAAAACUUGAAGAUGGUGGAGAACGCGCUAGACGGCCUCAUCAAAAACUGUGCUCAGCAACUCUUCGACAUGACGGAUGACAAAGUAAAUGCCACGGCGGCCUACAUCACACACGAGGACAUCAGCCGGCUACCCUCCUUUGACGAGCAGACGGUGAUCCUGGUCAAAGCUCCGGAGGAAACCAAACUUGAGGUCCCGGCGCCCACAGAGGACAGCAUAAAGGUCCACCUUAAGUCGAGUAAGGGUCCAAUAGCGUUGCUGACCUGCGACAUUGGUACAGGAGGAGUGAAAGUGAAAGAAGAGAUGAGCGGCUGCUUCGUGACGCUGGAGGAAAGUCGCAUACAGAUGCAAACGUUGCACACAGACAGUAACAGCCGCUAGGGUGGCCUCCUUUUUUCCUUUUCUUUUUACACUCUGGAUGGUCCGAGGCUUUAUUUGCUUGUAUGCCCACACAAUGUUUAUUGGUAAACAUUUGACACUGAAUCCAGCAAGAAUCUCCGAAAGGCGUCUGUGCAAGAACAUCAGUCCAAAUAAAAAAAAAGGUUUUAGUUUUUUGUUGUUGAUGUGUUUUAUAUGUAUCAUUUAUUGCAGUUAAAGGAAACGCCUUAUGAGAACCACAAAUGUAAGAAAGCAUCACUUGGAAACAAAACAUCUGUUGUUUUUCUGUUAGCCACAAGGAUGCGCUAGUUGUCUUCAGAAAAAAGUUUUUGGACUCCGAAUUUUGUUUGUUUUCAUUAUCAUGGUUUGAUUGUUGUUUCUGUUUCAGAGAGUAAAUCCAUCAAAUAUGCUGUAAAUACUAAUAAAACCUACUA
Messenger RNA from Entelurus aequoreus (snake pipefish), 1849 nucleotides. Its product is annotated as transcription factor E2F2-like. The transcript has 8 exons. NCBI's taxonomy places the organism in Eukaryota, Metazoa, Chordata, Actinopteri, Syngnathiformes, Syngnathidae. Gene Ontology annotation, biological process: regulation of transcription by RNA polymerase II. Gene Ontology annotation, molecular function: DNA-binding transcription factor activity, RNA polymerase II-specific; RNA polymerase II cis-regulatory region sequence-specific DNA binding; protein dimerization activity. Gene Ontology annotation, cellular component: RNA polymerase II transcription regulator complex. The record is from RefSeq and is a predicted model, not a curated record. Bases 33 to 1418 code for a protein of 461 amino acids.